GGGGGGGGGGGGAGAGAUAGAGAGGGAGAGGGCGUUUUAGGCAAACAGGAGCCUCUGACGGACGGAAUGGCAUGCUCUCUGUCUCCACCGAACAGCGGGCAUCUGCGAAGUUUCCCUUUUUGCUUCCGUUAGAGAGAGUCAACUAGACGGCCAUGUUCCGAAGUGUCAGGUCUCGCUCGGAUGGGCCUUCUACCUGCCGAUACAACGAAAGACCAAAGGCCAACGACAAAGGCCAAUGCUCCUCCACCACUGUACUCCCAUUGCACUGCAGUCCACUGCAGUGCACUCCACUCCACUCCACUCCACUCCACUCCACUCCACUCCACUCCACUCCACUCCACUCCACUCCGAAGCCUAUCACCACAUAUCUCACCUACUCUACGGGAAGAUACCGAAACACAGAACAAGUACCUACCUCAGGGAGUACAAAGAGAGCGGGUGCAGGUGCCACUACCAGGAACCAAGUCUCAAGAAAGAGAGUUGGAAGUUCAAAGCCGUGCGAUUCGAAACACUGCAGUGAUUGCUUUUUUCUUCUUCUUCUUUCAUUUCUUUCUUUCCGGCAGAAAACUGCAAGAUGCGAGAUGCCAUUUCCAGCCGGCGAUGCAGCUUGGGGGCAAGCCGUGCAACGCCGGAGCCGGACGAGCCGGAAUGGAACUUCCCGAGCAGGCCGGCAGUGGGAUCGAUAUCCUCCGAGAGCGUCGACGAGGUGCUGGCGGAGUGGAUCUCACAGAAUGGAUCUCACGGAGAGAGAGCUUGGGGGGAGGGGAGGGGAGGGGUCUGGAGACGAGGGGGACGUCCGGAUUCCGACGAGCUGCAGUUGGAAGAAUCGGAAGGGGUUUUGCUCAUGUCAUGUCAUGCCUUGCAGGAAGGAAGGAAAGAAGGAAAGAAAAAAAGCGCCGAGACGUUCGCGGCAACAGCAAUAACAACGAUAACAGCAACAGACACGGUAGAUGGUGAAGUGCAGAAGAGACUCUGCCUACAUACAUACCUGCUUCCUCAUGUAUGAAGCAUGUAUGGUAGUUACCGCUCUCGCGCAGGAUUGACUCUAGAUAUCAUACAUACGGUAGAGUAGUUGCCUGCUUCUCUACCGUUCUCGCGAGCUCUCGGUUCUUCUACUAUAUUGUGCAUCUCUCCUUCAA
Molecule: messenger RNA, 1139 nt
Organism: Tricharina praecox
Lineage: Eukaryota; Fungi; Ascomycota; Pezizomycetes; Pezizales; Pyronemataceae
Exons: 3
Coding region: 181-957 (258 amino acids)
Source: RefSeq, a predicted model, not a curated record